AUGGACGACGAUAACUACGAUUCACUCUCGCCCGAAGACCGCAAAAUCCGCGAUGCACAAGAUCGAGUGAGGGAGAAUGAAGAGCAAGCAUCUUUACCCUACAAAUGGACGCAGGAACUUGGUGAAGUCGAUGUCACAGUUCCCGUCCCGAAAGGAACGCGUGGAAAGGACCUCACGAUUUCUAUACAAAGGAAGAAACUUAGCGUGGGUCUCAAAGGGAAGGAUAAAAUUCUUGACGGCGAGCUCUGUCGCGAGAUCAAGAUCGAAGACAGCACCUGGACUCUCGAGGACAACCAGCUUGUUCUGAUACAUUUGGAGAAACUAAACAAACAACAGUGGUGGGAAAACGUCCUCACACACCACCCCAAAAUCGACACACGCAAAAUCGAGCCCGCGGACAGCAAACUAAGCGAUCUUGACGGAGAAACUAGGGGCAUGGUUGAAAAGAUGAUGUUCGACAACCAACAGAAGCAAAUGGGCAAGCCCACUUCAGACGAAAUCAAGAAGCAAGAGGCUCUGGCCAAAUUCAUGGCAGCACAUCCUGAAAUGGACUUUUCAAAUGCAAAGAUUUCUUGA
This is a messenger RNA of Mycena indigotica, 576 nucleotides long. RefSeq names its product CS domain-containing protein. Gene Ontology annotation, cellular component: cytoplasm. Bases 1 to 576 code for a protein of 191 amino acids. Lineage: Eukaryota; Fungi; Basidiomycota; Agaricomycetes; Agaricales; Mycenaceae. The record is from RefSeq and is a predicted model, not a curated record. The transcript is spliced from 7 exons. Gene Ontology annotation, biological process: protein folding.